Hydractinia symbiolongicarpus is the source of this 2010-nucleotide messenger RNA. RefSeq names its product protein transport protein Sec61 subunit alpha. Bases 158 to 1582 code for a protein of 474 amino acids. Gene Ontology annotation, molecular function: ribosome binding; transmembrane protein transporter activity; signal sequence receptor activity. Gene Ontology annotation, cellular component: membrane; Sec61 translocon complex. Gene Ontology annotation, biological process: post-translational protein targeting to membrane, translocation; SRP-dependent cotranslational protein targeting to membrane, translocation. The record is from RefSeq and is a predicted model, not a curated record. NCBI's taxonomy places the organism in Eukaryota, Metazoa, Cnidaria, Hydrozoa, Anthoathecata, Hydractiniidae. The transcript has 8 exons.
GAACUCCAACAUUCGGCAGAAUACGUUCUUUUCAAAUGUUUUGAUUUGAGACGUGGUAGAGAAAGAAAAUUUAGUUUCAAGAGAAGUCGCUGAGGGUAUUUUUGUAUACCCUUUUGACGAAGAACACAGCAAAGUUUAAGGACAAGAUUUUAAGAAAAUGGGCUUUAAGUUUUUGGAGUUGUUGAAGCCGUUUAUUUCGGUGCUUCCUGAAGUAUCCAAACCUGAAAGAAAGAUUCAAUUUCGUGAAAAAGUAUUAUGGACAGCUAUCACCUUAUUUAUCUUCUUGGUCUGUUGCCAGAUCCCACUCUUUGGUAUUAUGUCAUCUGAUUCUGCUGAUCCAUUUUAUUGGCUUCGUGUUAUUAUGGCUUCCAACAGAGGAACACUUAUGGAGUUGGGUAUAUCACCUAUUGUAACUUCUGGAUUGAUCAUGCAACUUCUUGCUGGUGCUAAAAUUUUGGAAGUUGGUGAUACUCCACGUGACCGUGCUUUGUUUAAUGGUGCUCAAAAACUAUUUGGUAUGAUUAUCACAAUUGGUCAAGCCAUUGUUUAUGUCAUGACUGGAAUGUAUGGUGAUCCAAGUGAACUUGGGGCUGGUGUUUGUCUUCUCAUCAUUAUCCAGUUGUUCUGUGCUGGUUUAAUCGUGUUGUUACUUGAUGAACUCUUGCAGAAAGGAUAUGGUUUGGGAUCUGGUAUUUCUCUGUUUAUUGCCACUAAUAUCUGUGAAACCAUUGUGUGGAAAGCAUUCAGUCCGGCAACUGUCAACACCGGAAGAGGAACUGAAUUUGAAGGUGCUAUUAUUGCUUUAUUCCAUCUUCUUGCUACUCGAACUGAUAAAGUCCGUGGUCUUCGUGAGGCCUUCUACAGACAAAAUUUACCUAACUUAAUGAAUUUGUUAGCUACUGUUUUCGUGUUUGGUAUUGUUAUAUACUUCCAGGGAUUCAGAGUGGAUCUUCCAAUCAAGUCUGCUCGUUACAGAGGACAAUACAGUUCUUACCCAAUCAAGUUGUUCUACACAUCAAACAUUCCAAUUAUUUUACAGAGUGCUUUGGUUUCAAAUAUUUACAUUAUCUCACAAAUGUUGUCAACAAAAUUCUCUGGCAACUUUUUCAUCAAUUUGCUUGGUGUGUGGAAUGAAGCUGGUGGCCCUACUCGAUCUUAUCCAAUUGGUGGAUUAUGUUACUAUCUGUCGCCUCCAGAAUCACUUAGUCAAAUAGGAGUUGAUCCUAUCCAUGCACUUGUUUACAUUAUAUUCAUGUUAGGGUCUUGUGCCUUUUUUUCUAAAACAUGGAUCGAUGUUUCUGGCUCGUCUGCAAAAGAUGUUGCCAAACAACUUAAAGAGCAACAAAUGGUUAUGAGAGGACAUCGAGAAAAAUCAAUGAUUCAUGAACUUAACAGAUACAUUCCAACUGCAGCUGCAUUUGGUGGUUUGUGUAUUGGAGCUUUAUCUGUCCUUGCUGAUUUUAUGGGUGCAAUUGGUUCUGGUACUGGAAUUCUCUUAGCUGUUACUAUCAUUUAUCAGUAUUUCGAGAUUUUCGUUAAAGAACAGAGCGAACAAGGAGGAAUGGGAACACUGCUCUUUUAAGUUGACAGUGACUAGAACAUUUGAAAAUGCAUGUAAAUUGUAGGGUUUUGAGAAUUUGAUAUUGGUGUGAAUGUGUGACCGCGUGAAAUGAAAGUUGUAUUACAUCCCGUCUAAAGUGAGAAUUCGCCCAGGAACGAUUUGAAUCAGAUCCUACCUGGGCAUGUUUUAUACUUUUUGUCAAGUUACAUUUAGCCAGCAUAAAGGCCAAGUCCAUGAGGGUCUUAAGAUAGAAUUCUUUUUUUAGAUCUUGUCAUGCUGUUUUAUUGAUUUUGAAUAUUUUAUUACCAUUUACGAAAAUUUUUUCAUAUUUUUACAUUUCAUAUUGAUGGGUGUAUUUACUGUGAGUAGAAAGUUCUUUAUAAUAUCGCAAGUCUCAGCAAGAAGAAAUAUAAGUUAUUGUGACUGGAAAAAGAUUAUUAAUGAAUUUA